AUGUCGAAGCCCAGGCUCGCCUUCGCGUGGGCCGUGCUCAAGACGUGGCCGCGCAGCGACGCCGACCUGGAGGAGAGGCCAUGCCUGCACGCGCCCCCGUGCCCAGCGAGCGCGUUUUCCUGCCGGCCGGACUGGCGGCUGAACCUGGUGUUGAGCGCAGGCAACUGCGGGAGCUCCGACGCCCUCCCGGUGUUCGAGGCGACCGACGAGGCCUCGUUCGACGCCGCGGUGCAGCGGGCGGUGGACAGGACGCUGCUGUGCUGCGGCAGCGUGGGGGGGGACGUGGUGGAGCUGCCCUACAACUUGAGCCGCUACCGCGGCGACCUCCCCGGCGGCUGCGACCGCGAGGGUUCCGAGCGGCGCUGGGCGGAGCUCUUGGCACCUGGGAGCCAGGCUGGCGCCGCCGCGGUGUACCGCAAGGAGUACAGCUGGUCGAUGCGGGAGCGGCUUGAGCUGCUUGCGGGGGCGUGA
Prorocentrum cordatum is the source of this 471-nucleotide messenger RNA. NCBI's taxonomy places the organism in Eukaryota, Dinophyceae, Prorocentrales, Prorocentraceae. The record is from the annotation of a GenBank genome assembly.